Messenger RNA from Hypoxylon fragiforme, 1928 nucleotides. Its product is annotated as fructosyl amino acid oxidase. Gene Ontology annotation, molecular function: sarcosine oxidase activity; saccharopine oxidase activity; flavin adenine dinucleotide binding. Lineage: Eukaryota; Fungi; Ascomycota; Sordariomycetes; Xylariales; Hypoxylaceae. The transcript is spliced from 6 exons. Bases 1 to 1308 code for a protein of 435 amino acids. The record is from RefSeq and is a predicted model, not a curated record.
AUGGCUACUUCGCGCGCAAACACCACGAUCGUCGUCGUCGGCGGAGGCGGCACGAUGGGCUCCUCCACCGCGCUGCACCUGGUACGGAAUGGGUACACGCCGUCGAACAUCACCGUCCUCGACACGUAUCCCAUUCCGUCGGCGCAGUCCGCUGGGAACGACCUCAACAAGAUCAUGGGCAUCCAGCUGCGGAAUAAAGUUGACCUGCAGCUUAGUCUCGAGGCUAGGGAUAUGUGGAGGAACGACGAGCUGUUCAAGCCGUUCUUCCACAACACCGGCAGGCUUGACUGCGAGAGAACAGAAGAGGGCAUCGCAUCUCUCAGAGAAGAGUACGAGACCCUCCUCAAAGCGGGCCAUGACCUAGAAAAGACCAACGAGUGGCUGGAAACCGAGGACGAGAUACUGGCGAAGAUGCCCCUGCUGGAGCGGGACCAGAUCCAGGGCUGGAAAGCGAUAUUCUGCAAGGAUGGCGGCUGGCUAGCUGCGGCCAAGGCGAUCAAUGCGAUCGGAGAGGAGCUGCGCAAGCAGGGAGUCAAGUUUGGAUUCGGAGGGGCGGGAUCCUUCAAGCAACCGCUUUUCAAGGAAGGUGGGACGACGUGUGUUGGGCUGGAGACGGUGGACGGGACGAAGUACUACGCCGACAAGGUGGUUUUGGCUACCGGAGCUUGGAGCCCGGCGUUGGUGGAUUUGGAAGACCAGUGUUGUUCGAAGGCCUGGGUAUAUGCCAUGAUGCAGCUGACGCCUGAAGAAGCUGCCGCAUACAAGGACACGCCUGUGGUGUAUAAUGGCGACGUCGGGUUCUUCUUCGAGCCCAACGAAAACGGCGUGAUCAAAGUGUGCGACGAGUUCCCCGGCUUCACGCGGUUCAAGCAGCACCAGCCCUACGGCGCCGAGAAGCCCAAGCCCGUCUCGGUCCCCCGCUCUCACGCAAAGCACCCCACAGACACGUACCCCGACGCAUCGGAGAAGGGCAUCCGCAGAGCCAUCGCGACGUUCCUCCCGCGCUUCGCGGACAAGGAACUGUUUAACCGGGCGCUGUGCUGGUGCACUGAUACGGCGGACACGGCCCUCCUGAUCUGCGAGCAUCCGAGGUGGAAGAACUUUAUCCUCGCGACGGGGGACAGCGGACACACCUUCAAACUCCUCCCGAACAUCGGAAAGCACGUCGUCGAGCUGAUCGAGGGCAGCCUGGACGACAAGUUCGUGCAGGCGUGGAGGUGGCGGCCUGGCGGCGAUGCGCUCAGGUCAAAGCGCGGGGCGCCCGCGAAAGAUCUGGCGGAUAUGCCUGGGUGGAAUCAUGAUGCGUGAUCUGAAGCAUGAUGUGAGGAGAGGAGAGAGGUUGGUAUACCCUUUGGAAGUGUUGUACGUGUGUGUAUAUAGAUGGGUGGGUACAUAGGUAUGUUUGAUGAAGUAACGGUGAUGAAGGAAAUCGCUGAGUGUUUCACCGAAGUUAUGAUGAUUCAGGUAUCUACGAACUUACAUGUAGGACUGCACUGCGACGCCUCUUUCGUGCCGUAUCAGAAAGGGAAGAAAAAGAAAAAGAAAAAGAUAGCAACGUUCCCGUGCCCUACCACGAUGCAAGCACCCUUACAGUCUUGGCGGCUCGGCAUGAAUCCCUUCAAAGAUCCCUUGGAAGCUGAUAUUUUUUUAUCAUGGAAAAUUAUUUUAUCUACACGAUAAACGCCAGGACUAAUGAACCAAAACCCGUCAACUCAGCUCUCGAGCUUUGGCCGUUAGCAUCCGUGGAAGUACGCUACCUGCCAGCCCCAAGGUAAUCGUUUCCGACGUUUUGGUAACUAUAAUACGCACCAUCAAACGGCCGUGUGACCUCGCCAUGGCCUGCAACGAUAUUUACUAGGUAAGCACCUAUCAGCGUAGUAUCGCAUCAACCCCCCCCCCCCUCUAGCCACCUCCCUAAAAGGGCAAUA